Molecule: messenger RNA, 344 nt
Organism: Dicrocoelium dendriticum
Lineage: Eukaryota; Metazoa; Platyhelminthes; Trematoda; Plagiorchiida; Dicrocoeliidae
Source: the annotation of a GenBank genome assembly
GAAUUUUAGCUUGCAUCCUGAGGCUAUCUUAUUGGCGUUUUGGAAAUUCGUGUUCGGAAAACUCAGUAUUUCCUUGCUCAAUCAAAACUCGUCACUCUUUAUUCCACAUGUGUAUGCAAAUGAUUAACAUAACUAUUACGCCUGCAAACUCCUUAAACACCUCACUUUAUAAACAGAAACACAAACUGGGAAUGGUUAAACCAGCAAAUACACAGACGCAGGAUACUCUUGAAGCUUCACUUCUCAGCGUAUCAAUCCAGAAAUUGAAUACGUAUCGAUCGGUGGCAGUGCGAAGUCCACCGACUGAAAGCAGACUACAUCAUCUAAACGUAGCGGUGGCCACA